AUGGACAAGAUGGGUUCGCCGGAGCAUUCCAGUCUCGAGCAGGCUCUGGAGUUGAUGUCCAGGGUACCUCUGAUAGAAGACGGACACAAUGACUGGAUGCACAUGAUUCGAGCCUAUUACGACUUCCACGUCGAUGAGCGUUUCGAGCCCCAGCGGGACCUCGCAGGCCAUGUCGACUUGAAAAGACUGGUCGAAGGCCGAGCCGGCGCUGUCUUCUGGAGCGUCUACGUUGAAUGCCCAAAGGAGGAAGAUGACUUCUCGGAUGCCCUUCACCUCUGCAGCCUGCGGGACACGGUGCAGCAGAUUGACUUGUUGUACCGCAUAGUCGACUUGUACCCUGACAAGCUCGAGAUUGUCCAGAAAUCACAAGACAUUAUGCGCAUCUUCAAGAGCGGCAAAUGUGCCAGUCUCAUGGGCGCAGAGGGCUUGCACCAGAUAGGGAAUAGUAGCAGCGCCCUGCGCAUCUUCCACAGACUUGGCGUCCGCUACGUCACUCUGGCGCAUGGGAAGAAUAAUCUCUACGUGGACAGCGCCACGUCCAAGGCUCCCGUUCACCAUGGACUUUCUUCUCACGGGAGGGACAUGGUGCGUGAGAUGAACCGCAUAGGAAUGAUCGUGGAUUUAUCCCAUGUCAGCGAAGCAGCCAUGGUUGAUGCGUUGAAUGUGUCACAGGCACCAGUAAUCUUUUCACACUCAUCUGCCUAUGCUCUAGUCCCUCAUGCCCGAAAUGUGCCGGACCAUGUUCUGGAUCUACUCAAAGAAAAUGGGGGCAUCAUCAUGAUUAGCUUCAUUCCAUGGCUGACAAACAAAGAGCCCGAAAAGUCUACAGUCGACGACGUCGUGGACCACAUUGUGUACGUCGGAGACAGGAUAGGCUAUCAUCACUUGGGUUUGGGCUCGGAUUUCGACGGCAUGCCAACUCACGUUCAGGGUCUGGAAGACGUCUCCAAAUACCCCAAUGUCGUGGCGAGGAUGCUAGAGAGGGGCAUCUCUCCUCAAGAUGUGGAAAGAGUCAUUGGCCUCAACCUGAUAAGGGUGUUGAGGGACGUGGAGGAAUUUGCUGCCUCGCACUGUCGGUCGAUUUCUGUUUUGGAGGAUAAAGUGCCUCAGUUGUGGGAUGAUGGGAUUCGGACCCAUGUGAAAAGACUGUAUCCUAAUGCCGAGCAUGACAAGCCACAUGGGAACAUAGGGUAG
Molecule: messenger RNA, 1194 nt
Organism: Metarhizium brunneum ARSEF 3297
Lineage: Eukaryota; Fungi; Ascomycota; Sordariomycetes; Hypocreales; Clavicipitaceae
Gene: tcpJ
Product: Dipeptidase tcpJ
Biological process (GO): proteolysis
Molecular function (GO): metallodipeptidase activity
Source: RefSeq, a predicted model, not a curated record